AUGGAGUUUAUAUUGGAAGAGAGUUCUAAUGAUGUUCACUUAAGCACGAGAUGUUCAAAGGAUAAGAGAAAUGUUAUUUUUGAAACUUUGCUAAAACACAGUGUGAAUGGAAAAGUGAAAUAUGGUUCAAUUAAAGAUGUUGCAAAUGUGUACUCUGUUUCUACAAGAACUGUUAGUCGAAUAUGGAAAAAAGGGAUUGCUUGUGUUGCAAACGGUGUUCCAGUUGAUAUUUCUUUAAACUUGUCAGGUAAUGUUGGAAGGAAAAUGAUUGCAAUUAAUCCCGAAGAUGUUGCUAGAAUCCCCUUGAAUCGCCGGACAACAAUUCGUUCUAUGGCUAGUGCACUAAGCAUGUUAAAAACAAGCCUUCACCGGAGAGUUAAAGAAGGAUCUUUGAAAUCCCACUCAAAUGUUAUCAAGCUUAUGCUAACAGAGGAAAACCGGAAGGAAGAUGAACCAUAUCGUACUUGUAAAAGUAAAAAGUUUAUAACAAAAGUUAUGUUUCUUUGUGAUGUUGCUCGCCCUCGGUUUGAUUUAGAAAGAAAUGAAAUGUUUGAUGGGAAAAUUGGGAUGUUCCCAUUUGUUUAUAAAGAACCAGCUAAGCGUAGAAGUAAGAACCGGGAGGCUGGAACCUUAGAAACUAAGCCCAUUGAAUCUGUAAAUAAGGAAGUGACAAGAACAUGGUUGAUUGAUUAUGUAUUGCCUGCAAUACGAGCAAAAUGGCCUCCAAGUAGUUCCAAGACUAUAUAUAUUCAACAAGAUAAUGCAAGGCGACAUAUUACUAUGAAUGAUGUUGAAUUUUUGGAGGCUGCAAAGAAAGAUGGCUUUGAUAUUCACUUAACUUGUCAGCCUCCAAAUAGUCCAGACAUGAAUGUAUCGGAUCUCGGUUUUUUUAGAGCUCUUCAAUCUUUACAACAUCAAGAAGCUCCUCGCAAUGUGGAUGAACUAGUUGCUGCUACUCAUAAAGCUUUUAAUGAGAUCUCAGUAGAAAGUCUCAGUAAUGUUUUUCUAACAUUGCAACUAUGUAUGGUUGAAGUUAUGAAAAAGUUCUGCUCAGAGGUCCAAAGAAUUUAUGUGAAGCAGUUAAACACUAUAGUUUGCAGUUACAGUACAAGUUUCAGUAUAGUUUUUGCUAUUUUUCCUAUGGCAUGCAUGGGUGAUAACUGUGGAAAUAGGAAUAAUGUUAAAUGA
This is a messenger RNA of Ipomoea triloba (trilobed morning glory), 1188 nucleotides long. RefSeq lists its product as uncharacterized. Gene Ontology annotation, molecular function: nucleic acid binding. The transcript is spliced from 4 exons. The coding region runs from base 1 to 1188 and encodes 395 amino acids. The record is from RefSeq and is a predicted model, not a curated record. NCBI's taxonomy places the organism in Eukaryota, Viridiplantae, Streptophyta, Magnoliopsida, Solanales, Convolvulaceae.